GGGGCGAUGACGCGCUAUUGAGCGCGACGUGAGUGAUGGGUGGAGCGUGUCACAAAGCUGGUCGCCGGGGAGACGGGGCGUUCGCCUAAAUCGCCGGGCGGCGGCGGCGGGGAGGGAGGAGGGAAGGAAGGAGAAGCAGCAGCAGUUGGCGCGGCGGGUAACCAUGGGGACGUUGGUCGGUGCGAUUGACCAGGGCACCAGCUCCACCAGGUUCUUGGUCUUCAAUCCCAAGACAUCUGAGGUCGUUGCUCAACACCAAGUGGAAAUUGCACAGCACCUUCCGAUGGCAGGAUGGGUAGAAGAGGACCCCAAAGAAAUUUUGCAUUCUGUUCUUGAAUGUAUUGAGAAGACAUGUGACAAACUGAAACAACUUGGGAUAAGUACUUCCAGUAUUAAAGCCAUUGGAGUCAGCAAUCAAAGAGAAACAACAAUCAUGUGGCACAAAUUUACAGGAUUACCACUCUACAAUGCAAUCGUGUGGCUUGACCUCAGGACACAGUCAACUGUGGAAAAACUUAUCAACCAAGGACCAAAGAGAGACAAAAAUAUUCUUCAGGCACAAACUGGCCUUCCAAUCAGCACCUAUUUCAGUGCUGUAAAACUGCGGUGGCUCCUUGAUAAUGUGGACGCUGUUAAGGGAGCCGUAGCCAAUAACCAGGCUUUGUUCGGAACUGUUGAUUCUUGGCUUAUUUGGUGUUUGACAGGUGCGAACAAUGGUGGUGUUCACUGCACAGACGUGACCAAUGCCAGCAGAACUCUGCUGUUCAACAUCAACACCCUUCAGUGGGACCCAGAUCUCUGCAAGUUCUUUGAUAUUCCAAUGAGCAUUCUUCCAGAAGUGAGAAGUUCAUCAGAAAUUUAUGGAUUAAUAAAAUGUGGGGCACUGACCAACGUACCCAUUUCAGGAUGUUUAGGUGACCAAUCUGCUGCCUUGGUCGGGCAAAUGUGCUUUAAACCUGGAGAAUCAAAGAAUACAUACGGUACAGGCUGCUUCCUCUUGAGUAACACAGGUCGGAAGCCUGUGAUGUCUCAACAUGGCCUUCUGACAACGAUAGCAUAUAAAUUGGGCAAGGACCAGCCCACGUUCUAUGCACUGGAGGGAUCAGUCGCAAUAGGUGGUGCUGUAGUGCGAUGGUUGCGAGAAAACCUUCGUAUCAUUAACUCAGCCGAUGAAGUUGAAAAGCUCGCUGCGUCUGUGGGCUCCUCUCACGGCUGCUAUUUUGUUCCGGCCUUCUCGGGAUUAUAUGCACCAUAUUGGGAACCGAGUGCAAGAGGAAUAAUAUGUGGUAUUACCCAGUUUACAAAUAGAAAUCACAUUGCAUUUGCUGCACUAGAAUCUGUGGCCUUUCAAACGCGCGAGCUUCUUGAGGCCAUGAACAAAGACUCUGGGAUCACUCAGAUCAAUCUCAGAGUGGACGGAGGAAUGACCGGCAACAAGAUAAUGAUGCAACUUCAAUCAGAUAUUCUUGGUAUACCAGUGGUAAAACCAGCCAUGGCAGAAACAACUGCACUAGGAGCAGCCAUGGCGGCUGGUGCCGCAGAUGGCAUUGGAGUCUGGAAUCUGUUUGACGACGGUCCCUUAAUCUCAGCGUGGGAGAAGUUUGAACCACAGAUAGAGAUUGAGGAAAGCAACAAACGGUUCGAUCGCUGGAAGUUAGCAGUACAAAAAUCAAUGGGCUGGGCAAAGCACGGUGACGAGGAUUCUGAGUCUGCAGAGAGCUGAAGGAAGUAACGUAAAAGGACAGAAAGAUGCCGUAUGUGCUUUAUGAUCUUUUGGCUUCAGACGGACAGGCAAUACGACCGUUCCUCAGAGCUUCCACUGUACCAUCUUCCUCACGAAUCGUUUGCCUUUUAAUAUUUGGACAUGACAAAUCAUAAGUAAAGCAUUAAUUGAAAGUGCCUUUCAGGUAUUAUCGAGAUGCAGAAAUGAGUGCUGGUACUUUAAUUUCAGAAUCUAAUAGAGAAAAACAAAGUUUAAGAAUUGUGACGGAAUAUUAGACUAUGAAAUGGGAUCAAAUAUAUCGUAGUGGAAUUAUCAAAUGCACCGUAUAAAAUUAAAAGUUCAGGGCUUGCGAUUUUGCACUCUCAAACUGAGACUGUUCUUCCCUGAUAUGUUUCGUGCCGGAUGCUGAGUGUGUGAGGGUUAAAUCCCAACACUAGAUCGUUUUCUCAUCCUGCUGAAGAGUCCUUUACGACCCAGUGUGUUUUCCUAAAAGUGACGAGUCGGGGACAGAAUUGACUUAAGAUUACGGACACACGAGGAAUUCAGCAGAGUGAGAAACUAUAGGGAGAUGCAGCCCGGAGAAGGGGAGGAAUCGGUAAUUAACUAAGUGCACAACACAAUUAGAAUGCUGCUUCAAAUCACCUACGCAAUCAAUUUUGAUGUUAGGAUCAAGUUAUGACAGUUAAUUGUAAUAUUAAUAAAGUGCUGCGAUCCCCUGGAGAGAUUCUACAGAAAGCCCUUGGAAAUGCAGAUACAAAUGCAUGACUUGACUCGGAUGACUUUCGCGUGGAUCAUUGUUUGCGAACCUAGGACCAGAUUGAGAAAUCAAAACAUUUUAAUCAAACUAGUUUUAUCGAUGACAGCCAGAUGACCGUAUUUGAAUUAAAUUGAAAUGUUAAAUGAUUUAGGGCGAUUUUUGGAAAGAAUCAGACUCGGUUCAACUCCUGCAGGAGUAUAAAGAAUUGACUACAUUAGGCCUAGAUUCUGAAGGAAAAUGAAUAUAAACAUAUAAUUAAAUGGAUGUUCUGAAAAUAAUUCUGUAAAUUGCUUGAAAGUUUAUCAAAUCAGCUGAUUCGGAAUUCUUCAGCCUGACUCCAAAAAAAGUACUUGAGUGCAGGCUGCAUUUGGUUUGGCACCUUUAAUUCCUUGCGAAUAAACGAAUACGCAGCAGAAGCGCCAGUCGUGCCUUAAUGUGACGAAGUAAGACUGAAAUAAAAAGACUCGAUGUAAAGCUGAUAAAAGUACAUCUUGCGAGAACACCUGUGAGUGGUUUCAUGAGACAGUAAAAAUUGUAUGAGACAGUAACAAAAAACUUGGAGAAAUUGUAGCAGCGGAUUUGUGAUUUAAUAUAAAAGGCCACGUAUCGAUCUGCCAGCCAAUGACACCGAGUGCCCAUUUUAGAUUUAAGAUUAUGACGCACCUUGGGUCUGAUUACCACGACAAGCCAGCUAACGUGUAACCAGGUAAAGGUGUAGAUGUAAUCAAAAUUCAGUGGUAUGUUAUCAGCUCACGGUAACCGAUUAUAUUCUUUGGACAGGAAAAUCCUUUGCAAAAUGACAAAAUCAUUUAAUUUUCUGUAUCGCCGUUUUGUUUCCCCAAAAAAAUCGCAAUGAUAAUAGGUGGGUCAGAAAGUUAACAUUUCAUCCAAGGGUAAUAGUGAAAUCGCCCGACGGGUUCAGCAUCGAGAGAUGUUAUCGUCCUGCAGGUUGGCACGAUGCUCCUUGAGUUGUUGGACCUCAGAGGAACGCGUAGCACAUUUAAGGAUAUGUCUCUUGGGUCGUCACUAAUUGAGAACGAAUCAGCUGUUAGUUAACCCUUGGCUGCUGCUGUGUCUUAAGAUAAAGCGGUUGAGAAUAUUGAAUGAAAUAGCCAUUUGGCACUCAAGUAUCUGACGAAAAAAUGCGAGUCAAAUUCUCCCCACGACACCAGUGAAGAGGAAGAAAUGAGAACUGCAAGAAUGUCAAAAUGCAUGUUCAAAGAUCUCCAGCUCUGUACAUUUCAUUUCACCCGACAGCCACUGUUCUGCAUGUACCGGCAGUAGGCAAUCGGAUCUCCUCGCUUAAGUGGAUCGACUGCUUUUCAGACCAUUUGACGAACGGUGCUCAUCAGAUCCAGGCACGUGACUGAUGCGUGUUUUUGCUAAUUAUAAUCGAAAUCUAUUUAAGGGAACGAAAAGAAGGCGGCUCGCUUCUAAACUAAGGUAUCUAGGUAAAACUUAUUGUGAAAAAAAAAACUCUCGGUGCUUGUAAAUUGGAGGAAACCAGUUUGUCCAGAGGAAAAUAUGCUUUAAAUUGAGUCUAGAUUUUUAAGAAAUGCUGGUUUCUUUGUGCAUGUAUUUUUAAACUUGUAUUAAUGAUCAACUGAAUAAAGGUCGGUCUCUCAG
Messenger RNA from Pristis pectinata (smalltooth sawfish), 4106 nucleotides. It is a transcript of the gene gk, whose product is annotated as glycerol kinase. Bases 164 to 1723 code for a protein of 519 amino acids. Gene Ontology annotation, biological process: glycerol-3-phosphate biosynthetic process; triglyceride metabolic process; glycerol metabolic process. The transcript is spliced from 19 exons. Gene Ontology annotation, molecular function: glycerol kinase activity. NCBI's taxonomy places the organism in Eukaryota, Metazoa, Chordata, Chondrichthyes, Rhinopristiformes, Pristidae. Gene Ontology annotation, cellular component: mitochondrion. The record is from RefSeq and is a predicted model, not a curated record.